AUGCAUCGAACAGCAGCCAGGCCGGCCCCCCUCGAUUUCCUUUUGCCAUCCGCACACGCAGCCUUCGGCAUCGACAGACGGAAGGAUAUUGGAUCUGUCCACUCGCAGGUUGUAUCUUCUUACCUUGAAGCCCCUGUUAAAGGUGGCCUUCAAACACCUCCUGCCGACGAUAUGGGAACGGCCUACCAGCACCCACAGCACCCCCCAUAUGGCAGUCGACAAAGUUCCACCUGUUCAAUUUCAGGAACAACCCCAAGUAGCUAUGCUGGGACUUGCUCUGGAAGCAGCAGUCAACGGACGCAAUACUCUGCACCACAUUCCUCGUUGAGUCAACCAUCUCAUGCUUCUAGUAUAAUAUCGCGGAACGGGCUCCAGAACCCGCAAUCUUCCUAUGGACAACAACCGUCAAGCCCUCAGCUUCCCGAUAGAUCGAAUGUUGUGGCCCGAUCUGAAGACCCUCUUCCCAGGAAAAAUGCCCAUGUCGAUACGAUCGUGCCGAAUCUCCAGAUACCUUCUUCAAUAAAUAACAGUGGAGGGAGCUUGGCCGAAUUUGCAGCACAGAUUACCUGCCUGUUCUGGUUCGAAUCGACCGAAACCCUUCAAAAAGCCGAGAACCUUUCACCUUAUUCAUCCCCAGUCAAACGAUUACGAGAUGAGGCAACCCCUUCUAGUGGGUUCAGAAAAUGGGUGGUUACCAUUCUUUCAACAACACAAGUCACCCAGAAUGUUAUAUUAUUGGCACUUCUCUUCAUCUAUCGACUGAAAAACAUCAACCCCGCGGUCAAGGGGAGAAGUGGGAGUGAAUACAGGCUUCUUACUGUGGCCUUGAUGCUAGGCAAUAAAUUUCUUGACGAUAACACGUAUACAAACAAGACCUGGGCUGAGGUGUCAGGAAUAUCCGUAAACGAAAUCCACGUGAUGGAAGUCGAAUUUCUGAGCAACAUGAGAUACAGCCUAUUGGCGUCCAAGGAGCAAUGGCAAGAAUGGCAGGAGAAACUUGGGAAAUUCUGGAUCUAUUGUGAUAGGGCGUCGAAAGCUCCCUUGCCUCAUGUUUCUCCACAGAGCGUCCCGACCCUUACGCCAACAUUACCUUCGCCGCCUGGCUCCUUGCAAGCCUCACCCCCAUCCCACGCACAGUCGCUCGCAAGCGGAUACUCUUCGAGUUCGGCCGGUUUCAGUCAAUAUGCACCGCAAUGGCCGGUGAACUACGUUACUUCAUCUUCGCCCUUGGCUACGAUGCCAGAACAAGAGCUGCGCUCAUCAACUCGGAAGCGAAGCUAUGGUGGUGACGCUCAAGAACCUUCUGCAAAACGGGUCACGAGAUCCUCAACAAAACCUGUCCCCUUCCCAUCAAAUGGACCAAUCAUGAGGGCCGAUGUCCCCCGACUACCAGUACCAAACUUGAUAAUACCAACGAGUCAACCCUUGAAUAGUAGCUAUACUAGGGCUACGAGCCUGUCGCAGAAUGCUCCUGUGUUGCCACCAAUUAACGGAAGGAUGAUGUCAACAGUAUAUCCUUCCACCCCUUCGUGGACGCCUAACGUACCUCUAUUGGCAGCUACCGGACAAUCAGUUCAACAUGAACCGCAGGGUACAAAUGGCUACUCGACUCCUUCACGUCGACAGAGCCCGCAUUCUGUACAAGAUCUCUUGUCACUCGGUUCUUCACCCAUAUCGGCAACAUUCCCUAGCCACAGUCCUGGACAUAUCUCACCGUCCUUCUUCCUUCAGCAGAGAAAUUCGCCUUACAAGCCUGUCCGGAAUGUCAACACCCUCCUAUACCCACCACCGUCGGCAUCGAUGCAAGGCUUCUCUGCGAACCUAGACCAGAUGCAUUACCAACCAUUAGGCAGAAGAAACGACUACCGUCCUGGUGUUGUCCCUGAAUACACGUCCCAUAACGCCUAUCAACAGUGGCCAGUCUUACCACAACCUAAUUUCCAUGCAUGA
Molecule: messenger RNA, 1950 nt
Organism: Venustampulla echinocandica
Lineage: Eukaryota; Fungi; Ascomycota; Leotiomycetes; Helotiales; Pleuroascaceae
Product: Cyclin-like protein
Exons: 3
Coding region: 1-1950 (649 amino acids)
Biological process (GO): regulation of cyclin-dependent protein serine/threonine kinase activity
Cellular component (GO): nucleus; cyclin-dependent protein kinase holoenzyme complex
Molecular function (GO): protein kinase binding; cyclin-dependent protein serine/threonine kinase regulator activity
Source: RefSeq, a predicted model, not a curated record